UCUGCCAGGGGAAGUCCCUGGACUUCUUGCUGCUUUCAUGUAGGGCAGGCUGUCGAAACCUCAGUGGAUAAAAGACCUAGAGAAUGUGCAUCCCAGAAGAAGCUGGUCGAGGAUAUGGGAGCAACCACCAUGGAACAGAAGUCUCUCUGGGCAGGAUCUGCCUACAAACUGGUUUGCUACUUUACCAACUGGUCCCAGGACCGGCAGGAACCAGGAAAAUUCACCCCUGAGAAUGUUGACCCCUUCCUAUGCUCUCACCUCAUCUACUCAUUCGCCAGCAUCGAGAACAACAAGGUUAUCAUCAAGGACAAGAAUGAAGUGAUGCUCUACCAGACCAUCAACAGUCUCAAAACCAAGAAUCCCAAACUGAAAAUUCUCUUGUCCAUUGGAGGGUACCUGUUUGGUUCCAAAGGGUUCCACCCCAUGGUGGAUUCUUCUACAUCACGCUUGGAAUUCGUUAACUCUGUAAUCCUGUUUCUGAGGAACCAUAACUUUGAUGGACUGGAUGUAAGCUGGAUCUACCCAGAUCAGAAAGAAAACACUCAUUUCACUCUGCUGAUUCAUGAGUUAGCAGAAGCCUUUCAGAAGGACUUCACAAAAUCCACCAAGGAAAGGCUUCUCUUGACUGCAGGUGUAUCUGCCGGGAGGCAAAUGAUUGAUAACAGCUAUCAAGUUGAGAAACUGGCAAAAGAUCUGGAUUUCAUCAACCUCCUAUCAUUUGACUUCCAUGGGUCUUGGGAAAAGCCCCUUAUCACUGGCCACAACAGCCCUCUGAGCAAGGGGUGGCAGGACAGAGGGCCAAGCUCCUACUACAAUGUGGAAUAUGCUGUGGGGUACUGGAUACACAAGGGAAUGCCCUCAGAGAAGGUGGUCAUGGGCAUCCCCACAUAUGGGCACUCCUUCACACUGGCCUCUGCAGAAACCACCGUGGGGGCCCCUGCCUCUGGCCCUGGAGCUGCUGGACCCAUCACAGAGUCUUCAGGCUUCCUGGCCUAUUAUGAGAUCUGCCAGUUUCUGAAAGGAGCCAAGAUCACAAGGCUCCAGGAUCAGCAGGUUCCCUACGCAGUCAAGGGGAACCAGUGGGUGGGCUAUGACGAUGUGGAGAGUAUGGAGACCAAGGUUCGGUUCUUAAAGAAUUUAAACCUGGGAGGAGCCAUGAUCUGGUCUAUUGACAUGGAUGACUUCACUGGCAAAUCCUGCAACCAGGGCCCUUACCCUCUUGUCCAAGCAGUCAAGAGAAGCCUUGGCUCCCUGUGAAGGAUUAACUUACAGAGAAGCAGGCAAGGUGACCUUGCUGCCUGCGGCCUGCUCUCUCCCAGGAAUUCUAAUGUGGGAUUCCCCUUGCCAGGCUGGCCUUUGGAUCUCUUCCAAGCCUUUCCUGACUUCCUCUUAAAUCAUGGAUUGGACCUGGUUUUGCUUUCCUGCAGCUGUUGACUUGUUGCCCUGAAGUACAAUUAAAAAAAAAUUCAUUUUGCUCCAGUAA
Molecule: messenger RNA, 1483 nt
Organism: Mandrillus leucophaeus (drill)
Lineage: Eukaryota; Metazoa; Chordata; Mammalia; Primates; Cercopithecidae
Gene: CHI3L2
Product: chitinase 3-like 2
Exons: 10
Coding region: 115-1257 (380 amino acids)
Biological process (GO): chitin catabolic process; carbohydrate metabolic process
Cellular component (GO): extracellular region
Molecular function (GO): chitin binding
Source: RefSeq, a predicted model, not a curated record